Molecule: messenger RNA, 3907 nt
Organism: Microtus ochrogaster (prairie vole)
Lineage: Eukaryota; Metazoa; Chordata; Mammalia; Rodentia; Cricetidae
Gene: Rps6kc1
Product: ribosomal protein S6 kinase C1
Exons: 14
Coding region: 110-3196 (1028 amino acids)
Biological process (GO): protein phosphorylation
Cellular component (GO): early endosome
Molecular function (GO): ATP binding; protein kinase activity; phosphatidylinositol binding
Source: RefSeq, a predicted model, not a curated record
GCCCCAGGAGCCACCGCCCCCUCGCCGCGGUGCUGUGUGCAAGUUGGAGUCCGCUGUGGCUGGGGCGUCCCAAUGGUCCCCAGCUGGCGGAGUCAGGGGCGGAGGGAGGAUGACCUCUCCUUGGGGUCACAGUGCCGACCUGGCCCGCUUCUACACUGUCACCGAGCCCCAGCGACACCCCCGGGGCUACACAGUCUAUAAGGUUACCGCCCGGGUUGUUUCACGAAGAAAUCCAGAAGACGUCCAGGAGAUAAUUGUAUGGAAGAGAUACAGUGACUUUAAGAAACUGCACAAAGAAUUAUGGCAAAUUCACAGAAACUUAUUCCGACACUCAGAGCUGUUUCCUCCAUUUGCUAAAGGGAUAGUGUUUGGGCGAUUUGACAAGACUGUUAUUGAGGAGAGACGCCAGUGUGCCGAAGACUUGCUCCAGUUCUCUGCCAACAUUCCCGCCUUGUACAACAGUAAGCAGCUCGAGGACUUCUUCAAGGGUGGGGUGAUUAAUGACGGCUCUGCACUAAUUGGUCCUGUUGACGAGCACCCAGACUCCCUGCCUGACACCUUUCCUGAGUGUGGUGCGGAAGGCUUCUCCAGUGACAGUGACCUCCUGUCCCUUACUGUUGAUGUGGACUCUCUUGCAGAGGUAGAUGAUGGAAUGGCUUCCCGUCAGGGCUCUCCCAGUAAAGCUUUUGGUCUGAGUCUGUCUGCGGAUUCUUCGGCAACAGGAGCUGUUGCUUCUGACAGUGAACCUAGCAAAGCAGAAGACCGGGAAAGCCGCAGCCUCUUCCCCAGCAGCUUAAAGCCGAGGCUCGGCCGGAGAGAUUAUCUGGAGAAGGCAGGGGAGCUUAUCAAGCUGGCCGUGAAGAAGGAGGAGGAAGACGACUAUGAAGCUGCUUCUGACUUUUACAGGAAGGGCGUUGACCUGCUCCUGGAAGGUGUUCAAGGAGAGUCGAGCCCCACGCGCCGGGAGGCUGUGAAGAGAAGGACAGCAGAGUACCUCAUGCGUGCAGAGAGCAUCUCCAGCCUCCGCGCCACACCUCAGCUGGAUGCUGGACUGCAGCCUCCAGGAUCACUAAGUUCAAGGCCCCCUUGGAACCUAAGGAGCCCUGCCGAGGAGCUGAAGGCCUUCAGAGUCCUUGGGGUGAUUGACAAGGGUCUGAGGAAGAGCAGCGAGUGCAGCAGGCACAGGAAGACCAUCAUCCCCCGCUGCGUGCCCAACAUGGUGUGUCUGCACAAGUACAUCAUCUCGGAGGAGUCCGUGUUCCUCCUGCUGCAGCAUGCCGAAGGUGGCAAGCUCUGGUCCUACAUCAGUAAAUUUCUAAACAGAAGUUCUCAGGAAAGCUUCGACACUAAGGAGACGAAACUGUGCUUGCCGCACCGCGUCUGCCUGCAGCAGCCAAGUGCCAGUCCCCAGGACAGCAGCAGCUUCGAGUCCAGAGGGAGCGACAUGGGGGGCAUGCUGAAGGUCCUGCCGCUGAAGGCGAGUCUCACCCCGAGUUCUCAAGAGGACAGCAAUCAGGAAGACGACGGCCAGGACAGCUCUCCCAAAUGGCCUGACUCAGGGUCCAGCUCCGAGGAGGAGUGCACAGCUGGCUACCUGACGCUGUGCAAUGAGUACGGGCAGGAAAAGAUCGACCUGGGGUCUUUGAAUGAGGAGUCUGUCAUGCAGCCCGAAGGGAAGAGUGCGGAUACCCGGGCUGCUUUGAGUUUCCCAGCACCCGUUGCUGUUGAUAGUGUGAGCCCUAGCACUCAGCUCAAGUUCUUCCCUGGUGAUGAGGGUCCAGGAGCAGCUUGUUCCCCUCAGACGUCCCAGUCCCUCACCAUGUCGAAAAACAGCCCUAUGGAGUUCUUUAGGAUUGACAGUAAGGACAGCACAAGUGAACUCCUGGGACUGGAUUUUGGCGAGAAGUUGCAUGGUCUGAAGCCAGAACCUUUGAAAGCGCUCUUUACCCUUGCAGAUGGAGACAGAGAAAGCAAGGGGGAGACUAAAGCUCAGGACUCCGUCAGCAGGGGCUCAGAGGACUCUGUCCCGGUCAUUUCAUUCAAAGAAGCUGCUUUUGAGGAUGUUUGUGGUGCUGAGGAAGGAAGGCCCGACCUUCUGGUAAACCUGCCUGGUGAACCGCAGCCAACCAGAGAGGCUUCAGCAAUGGACCCCACUAAGUUUUCACAGGCCGGUGCAGGCAGGCUGGAAAGUAAACUGAUGGAAGCCCCGGAUGUUUUAUGCCUCAGACUGAGUUCUGAACAGUGCCACAGCCUGGGGAAAGAAGGCCAAGAGGAACUGAGUGAUCCCACUAGGUCCCUGGCCUGUGGUGUGACCCCAAAGCACCAUGUUCAGGCAGAUCUUGGGGUGUUGUUCACAGCUGCUGCUGAUCGCAGUAGCUCAGGAGACCAGUUAUUGUUAACCAGUUCAUAUCCCGAGUGUGAAGGGCUGGGACAAGUGGAGGCAGUGGUCACUGCACAUGACACGGGAGAAAGCCUGGUCCACAUCUGUGGUCCACGCUCAGGUGCACACACAGACAGUACCACAGCGGAGGAAGUGUUACUGUUCACAGAGCAGGCUAAAGAGGAACCACGCUCUCUGUUUCAGAGAGACUCUGAGACCAAGGAGCAAAGUGUGCUAGCCCUGGGAGGAGAGAAGGAAAUCCACCAGAUUUUUGAGGACCUUGAUAAGAAAUUAGCAGUGAGCUCCAGGUUCUUCAUCCCAGAGGGCUGCGUUCAGAGAUGGGCAGCUGAAAUGGUGGUAGCCCUUGACGCCUUGCACAGGGAGGGGAUUGUGUGCCGUGAUCUGAACCCAAACAACAUCUUAUUGAAUGAUGGAGGACACAUUCAGCUAACGUAUUUUAGCAGGUGGAGUGAGGUUGAAGAUUCCUGUGACAGCGAUGCCAUAGCGAGAAUGUACUGUGCCCCAGAGGUUGGAGCAGUCACAGAAGAAACGGAAGCUUGUGAUUGGUGGAGCCUGGGCGCUGUCCUCUUCGAACUUCUCACUGGCAAGACGCUGGUGGAGUGCCAUCCCGCUGGAAUAAAUACCCACACCACUUUGAACAUGCCAGACUGCGUUUCUGAGGAGGCUCGCUCACUCAUUCAACAGCUCUUGCAGUUCAACCCUCUGGAGCGUCUGGGUGCUGGAGUGGCCGGUGUUGAAGACAUCAAAUCUCACCCAUUCUUCACUCCAGUGGACUGGGCAGAACUGACAAGAUGAAUGUCACCUGGAGUGCUCAUCACAGGACAGACCCCUCAUGAUAGGACUUCAGGAGUGGCCAGUCUUCCUUCAGCUGCUGUGCCAGAGCCUUGGGACAAGGCCUUAGAGGACGCGGUGGGGCAGUGGGCUGACAGACUCCCUUACCCCUGUUUGACACAAGACCAGUGAAUCUUGCCAGCAGCGGCUCUGCUCUCACCUUCCCCCAGAUGUGACGUAAUGUGACUUCAGGGUUUCAGGUGUGUGGCAGACACCUGUGCAAAACACCUCUGCUGGGAAACUGUAAGUGUAGAAGGGGUAUUUACGUGACUGGGGGGCCUUGUGGUGACAGCUGAUGGUGCUUCUGCUGAACAAGACUGGUUUACACGACUGAGUCAGGAUUUGCUGAGUAACACACUAAUCUGCUCUGUGAACAGUGUCACCAGGGUGCUGACAAAGUGAGGAGGAAUGCCCAGGGCUGACAGGGCCAGGGGAACUGAGGAAAAACACUCUUGCCAGCUUUGAACCUGUUGGUUGAUGCUGCUAACUCUGAGGGCUCCUGGGAACAUGCCUGACCUCCUGUCCUUCUCCCCCCGGCUCCAUGUCCUGCAUCCUCUGCUCACUCUCUUGGACUCUGUUUUCCCACUUCGGUUAACACAAAAGGGAAGGGGUGUUCAUCCCCCAAGCUGCCAGUGUAACAAGAAAUCAUGAUGUCCAAUAAAUGUGGUUAAAACU